This is a messenger RNA of Akanthomyces muscarius, 1641 nucleotides long. RefSeq lists its product as uncharacterized. The coding region runs from base 1 to 1641 and encodes 546 amino acids. The record is from RefSeq and is a predicted model, not a curated record. NCBI's taxonomy places the organism in Eukaryota, Fungi, Ascomycota, Sordariomycetes, Hypocreales, Cordycipitaceae. The transcript has a single exon.
AUGGCGUCUGCUACAGCUGUGCCAAAAGCGCAUCUACCACCCAUCUCGCUCGAUAUUCCCGUGGCCAAGGUCAAAUACAAAGAUCUGGUUGCAGAUCUAGUACGCAUCUACCAAACGUAUGCCUGCUCAUUGUCCGAACGGGAGCAGUUGGAUUUCUGUCGCAUGGUUAACGGCUGCGAGUAUGAACACGGUCAAGCAGCAGAGUAUUCAAUCGCCUGCCACAAGGCCUACCGCAAAAUGUUUCAUCCCUAUACCCAGGGCUGCUUCAGAGACGCCGUGACGUUUGACAAAUGGGCCCUGCUGGCUGCUCUUUACUUCAGACCCUGGCCCAGCACGCCGACCGGACUGCAGAGGGUCGCCAAAGCCGUGAGCCUCCUGGGCCUUCGGCGCGAGCCCCGUUUCGAGCAGUACCAGAGCUACCACAAGACGAGCCUCGAGAGCUUGCCGCUGCCCAACCCGGACAGUCUGGCUUCCAGAUCAGACUUUAAGCUCAUCUUCCUGACGUCGCCCGCACCGGCCAGUAUCUUUGACGAUACGGGCCCUUUGCCCAGCAGCCGGUCUGGCGUCGUCGCCAACCCUUUGCGACCAGCCGACAGCGCAGAGCAGCUGGAGGAUUUCAACACCGAGCAGCUUUGCGACUUUUUGAAGAAUCUGGAUGCCACAAAUAUGAAAAUGGACCAUGAUGGCGAUGGCGAUGGCUAUGAGCCUCCAUCAGCGGUGACAUCACGGGAGGCGAGCGUCAUUGUUGUGGACGUGAACGGCUUGACUCUUACAGAGAAGCCUACAACACCUGUGGCGAGAGUGACAGGAGAAACAGACUCCAAGACUUCGAAGCACCGACUUUCGAGCAGUCCUGACGGGUUGUUGAGAUCUCCUGCGAAAAAGCAAGACCGCGGAAGCAUUUCCAUCAAUACUCCGGCCGCCGGACGUCAGCGCAGCAUGGAACAAGCGCCCACCGGCAAGGCCUUUUUUGAGCAGCUUGACAGUUUCAUGGCAACAGUGCCGGAAAGAAUCGGCCAACUUCAGGCCCAGCUCGACUGCCACACGUGCCGCAUCGCCCCGGACGUCAGCCAGGCCGCCGCAGCAGACCGACAAGCCGACGAGGACGCCCUCCAGGAGGCCAGCCGUCAGCUUGAGAUGCUCAAGGCCCAGUUUGAGCAGUUCAGGACGGCCCAGGAGGAGACGAAGAGGCAGCAGACGGCCCGCGCCCGCGAGGCGUCUGCCGCCGCAGCAGAGGAGCAGGCGACGGCCAUCCGCAAGGAGGUGGAGGCGCAGGUGGCCCUCGUGCGCGCGGACCUUGCCGCCGAGAGCGAGGAGCGCAAGCGGGACGCGAAGACGGCGAAGCAGGGCCAGGACAGGCUGGACACGACCAUCAAGAAGCUCGAGGGCAGCGUGAGCAGCAGCGCAAGAGCGGCCAAGCAGGAAAAGGCAGCGCGCGAGCGCUACCGGGCGGAGGUCGACGCCGCCAUUCGCGAGAUCAAGGAAAGAAGCAGCAGCAAGAAGAGCACGGCGCCGCCCGCUGCUUCCGCUGCUCUGGCCGAGAACGUCUGCAGGAUUGUGGACGAGCACCUGCCGGGAGCGCUCCGCCACGUCCUCCAGCGUCAUGCCAGAGCCAAGGAAGAGGCCGGCUUGAAGAAGUGA